AUGGUUCAAGAUGCAAGAUGCAUCGGAAUUUUUAUUAUUUUUACUGCAAAGAAACUUCUUUGGGUUCUGAAGGAACAGGGACAAUCUUGGGAUGGAGCCUAUUUUCGUGGAAUUAUUUUACAACAACAUGUAAUUCCAUUUCUUCGUGAUCCAACCAAUGUUCUCGACACAGAUGAAGUUACAUUUCUUGAUGAUAAGGCACCUUGUAUGAAGGCCAAUGCAACACAGCAUCUUCCUGAUAUGAAUCCAGCAGAAAACAUUGGUGCAAUUAUCAAAGACAAAGUCGAAGAAUUAAUGGCAAGUGAAGAUCGUCAAAACAGAUACAAUCAUGAUAUUCUUAAAACUAACGUUGAGAAUAUACUCAAAGAUCUCGAAAAUGAUACAGUUCUUUUUAUUGAUUUGCUGUGUUCAAUGAAUAAAAGAUUUGAUGCUCUCAAAGCUGCUGAAGGAUGA
This is a messenger RNA of Rotaria sp. Silwood2, 453 nucleotides long. The record is from the annotation of a GenBank genome assembly. Lineage: Eukaryota; Metazoa; Rotifera; Eurotatoria; Philodinida; Philodinidae.